This is a messenger RNA of Cheilinus undulatus (humphead wrasse), 2285 nucleotides long. It is a transcript of the gene dcaf7, whose product is annotated as ddb1 and cul4 associated factor 7. Gene Ontology annotation, cellular component: nucleus. The transcript has 7 exons. The coding region runs from base 234 to 1262 and encodes 342 amino acids. Lineage: Eukaryota; Metazoa; Chordata; Actinopteri; Labriformes; Labridae. Gene Ontology annotation, molecular function: protein binding. The record is from RefSeq and is a predicted model, not a curated record.
CUUUGCAGCUCUUUUGGUCGUAACGAGAAAUGCUACUCUUUGUUAAGUAAAGUGGUGAGAAAUCUCGCUCCAAUUAAAGAUCAGUUGAUUUGAAAGGUCGGUAUCGCCUCAGCUGAUGACAUUGGCUUCUGCGACGUAAGAAACUGGUAACAGUUUGCUUGCAAGACUACUUAUUUCGUAGUUAGCUAACACUAGCGUGUUAGCUGCCUAGACAACAGCUGCAGUUCGAAAGGAUGUCGCUUCACGGCAAGAGAAAAGAGAUCUACAAAUACGAGGCGCCAUGGACGGUGUAUGCGAUGAACUGGAGCGUCCGCCCAGACAAACGCUUUCGGCUAGCGCUGGGAAGCUUUGUGGAGGAAUACAACAACAAGGUCCAGCUGGUGGGUCUGGAAGAAGAAAGCUCAGAGUUUGUCUGCAGAAACACAUUUGACCACCCGUAUCCCACCACCAAGAUCAUGUGGAUCCCAGACACCAAGGGGGUGUACCCCGACCUGCUGGCCACCAGCGGUGACUACCUGCGCAUCUGGAGGGUCAGUGACACAGAAACACGCCUUGAAUGUUUGCUGAACAACAACAAGAACUCCGACUUCUGUGCUCCCCUUACCUCCUUUGAUUGGAACGAAGUUGACCCCAACCUGCUUGGCACUUCCAGCAUUGACACCACCUGCACCAUCUGGGGGCUGGAGACUGGCCAGGUUUUAGGACGGGUCAACCUGGUGUCAGGACAUGUGAAGACCCAGCUGAUUGCUCAUGACAAAGAGGUGUAUGACAUUGCCUUCAGCCGUGCAGGAGGUGGAAGAGAUAUGUUUGCCUCUGUGGGAGCAGAUGGAUCUGUCCGAAUGUUUGACCUCCGGCACCUGGAGCACAGCACCAUCAUUUAUGAAGACCCACAGCACCACCCGCUGCUCCGCCUCUGCUGGAACAAACAGGACCCCAACUACUUAGCUACAAUGGCCAUGGACGGCAUGGAGGUGGUAAUUCUGGAUGUACGCGUGCCUUGUACUCCGGUGGCUCGGCUGAACAACCAUCGUGCUUGUGUCAAUGGCAUCGCCUGGGCUCCUCACUCCUCCUGUCACAUCUGCACUGCAGCUGACGACCACCAGGCUCUGAUCUGGGACAUCCAGCAGAUGCCUCGGGCGAUCGAGGAUCCCAUCCUGGCCUACACCGCCGAAGGGGAGAUCAACAACGUGCAGUGGGCCUCCACGCAGCCUGACUGGAUCGCCAUCUGCUACAACAACUGCCUGGAGAUCCUACGUGUCUAAAACCCAUGAACACUUCACGAAAAAGAGACGGAGCGUUGUUUCAGAUCUGGACUUAUUUUCUUCAGUCCUCAUCCUUAGAGGAAAGUUGAGGUCACAAGUGAACUUCCUGAACGUGUUUGGAGUGCGACACCACCUGCUCCACAAUAACUUGGUUUACAUCUCUUCAUCUCUUCCCUCCAUUGUUCUUUAUUAAACGUGUUAGAGCUCUUAUUUAUUUUUGCUCACAUGGUAGUGUUUGUCCGCAUCUGCACCGCAGCUGUAAGAAGCAUAGAGCAGUUAUCUAUUCAAAUCUGAUUUUUAUACUCAGUGGUGUGAUUUCAGCCAGCUGUGAGAUUAUCAUGAAGGGUUUUGAUGUUGUGUGAUUCUUCUGUUUUAAUUGGUAAAGGCUGAUACAAAUGACUGUAUGUGGCAGAAGAUGACCUCUCUUAAUAUUAUGUAGUUUGUAGUCUUGUUUACCCCUGUGGUAAUAUAAAUCUCCAUCAGAAUGGUUUGUGUCCAGUUUGAUCGUAUGGAGGUUCAAACGAGUGACCUGUGCAUUUAUUUUGAUUGUAAAAUAAGCUGAGAGGGAUUCAUUUAGUCGCUACAGUGUUUGUCAUCAUACUGUGUUUUUAGUUCGCCUGAUGAUGCAGUGAGGCAGCCCUGUACAGCAACUUUCACCAACCUACCAGAGCAAUGUCUUCAGCGGUUUUAGCUCAAACUUACUCUUCUUCUUCUUCUUCAUUUGUAGAAAACUGUGCUCAGAAAGCUCUUUGUGUUAGAGUGAGUUGUGAAAUGGGAGUAGAAUGAAACAACUUUCUGACUGUGUCUGCGCCUUUUUUUUCUUUGUUUUCAAUUAUUAAAGGGUCAUGUCCUUGUAGCAUGCCAUUACAAGGCACACUGUACAUACAUAUAAAUAUAUCAACCUCAGAUGUUGGUAAGCCAAGUGUUCAUGUUGUAGCUUUUUCAUAAAGUUUAUUAUUGAAUUUGCUCAAAUAAAUUGUAUUCCUCCAUGUCUUAGGAACAAACUGGUCAGUGCAGUGUUGU